CAGAAAAUUGUAAUUAAAAGAGGAGUAUUUUUAUAUAUAACACUAAAAUCAGGUUUCCAUUUGGUCUGGGCGAUCGUAACCAUGUUUAAGGCUGCAACUAGACUUGAUGGUACGAAGUAUUGCCAUAGCAGCUGCGCGGCAACAAUGAGAGCAACAAUGAGUAAAAUUAGCAGCAAAAGGAGAUAGCAAUGACAAUUCUGCCAAGGCAUACCUGCGAAAUACAGUGUAUAGUGGUCUAUACAUCCUAUUUUAUGUGAGAUUAAAAAUUAUAUAAAAAUGACAUAUACUAGCUACCAGAUAAAAUCUUUUAGAAUGAACAUGGGUGGGUGGGUCGGGAAAAGGUAUCGAAGCGCAAAACUUGCUGCAGCUAGGCAAAGCAUACAAUGGUAGAAUGAAUACCCAGACCGAAGCACUGAUCACAAGGCAUGAAACAACCCCCUUUGAUCGAUAUGACGUCACAGACUUCCCCGCAGCGGAUGUGGCCUGCAUAAUACAAACGCCGUUAACUGCUUAAUUUAAAUGUAUUUAACCACAUCAAGAGCUGAUGUAAUAAUACAUUGUCAAUUUAACUAGUCUGCAAUCCGUAAAGACUGAUUUGCAUACAGCACACACAAGACAAGAUGAAUCCAGACUAUUUCACAUCAGUGACCAUGAUUUAGUUGCAACAUUUACAACCAAAUGGAUACCAGGUUAUUAAGCAAAUUCCUUCAAGUUUAAUUGCAACACCCCCUGUCAUUUUCUUGAAAAAAUUUAAUAGCCCCCCUUCUAGUCAUUUCUACAUAUGCCCCCCUUAUUUUUUUCCUCCCCUCCCCCCUUCCAUAAUUAAUGACCGGUCCCUUAUUGUUAAAAUCGAGGAUGUCGUUAAAAUUAAACUUUAAAGCUGUAAGAUCUUCGGGAACAUUUUAUAUUAUGUUGUGUUUUACCAAAUAAUGUCCUUGCCCUUGCACGGUUCCCAUUUGUAAAAAACUGCUGUAAAUCAUAUCCCCCUUUAAUUAAUUUGAUCUCAUCCGUGAGUCGGCCUCGAAGGCCUUUGAUCUCUACUAGCAGGAUAUUAGCUAAUAUCCUGCUAGUAGAGAACCAAUCAGAGUGCAGAAUACCUCAUAUCCAAAACAAAGACUGCAUGAUACGAUAAAGAUGUGCCACUCGACGUAUUUCCCUAAUGUUUGCGUGUCCGUAAUUUUCCGUGCUGAUCACGAGUGGUCACCACUGAGCUAUAAUAUACCACUUACUGCCAAAAUGGCACCGAGACUGAUAUGACGAAUAUCAGUCUCUAUAUGACGCUAUAUGACGAAUUUGACACUUACUGGCAAAAUGGCGGCUAUAAAAAAAAUCUCGGACAUAAUUUUCGCAGAGUGGCACAUCUUUUAUAUCGUAUCUAAUCUUUGUCCAAAGCGUGAUAUCGAGAAUUAUCUUCCGAAGCCGAAGGCUGACCGAGGCCUUGAUAAUUCUCGAUAUCACGCAAAAAUCGAGCCCAAUAAUUAUUUUUUUACGCAUAAGAAUGACUAUUAAAGAAAAAUACUAUAACUAAUCAAAGCACAACCUCGUACCCAGGAUCUUUCUAGAGACCCUGGGAACGAGGUCACAUAUGAUAGAUAAUACCAGAUGUCUCACUCAGCCAAAAUUGUGUCCGCGAAUUUUUAUGAGCACGCGUUGACCUCCAUUUUGGCAGUAGUGUAAUCCACGCCAUGAAACGUGAGCAAUCACCACUGAGCUAUACUAUAUUACUGGAGGACCUGCUCGGGAUAAAAAAGUGUCCGCAAAAACAUGGCGGAUCUUACGCCAUUUCCAUGACAACACUUACUUUAUUUUCAUGGUAAUUGCCACUGACCAACCGCGAUCCUAAGCUUUCGAAGAUAUUCUUAACCCCCCUGGUUUUUGCACAGAUAUAUUUAAAAUAAUAGUAAAUAUAAAGAUAUUUCAAGUUUUCUGUUGUUUUUGAGCAAAAAUCUUAAUAUUUCCAUCGCACAUUACUUGUUUUACAACGCCAGUUUGCUUCGCUUGUGGAUGCAGCACUUUACUACAAAGAAACUAAAAAGAAAGACUAAUUCUUUCAGGUAAGAUUCACGAAACUUUUUUAUAUUAAACUUUCUAGACGACUAGCUAGUCACAGAGUGAGACUCUGAGUCGGUCACUAGACCCUUCAUAUAUUAUGUCAAAAACUCAUCAUCCUAUUAAUAUCUACAGCAAAUAUUUCAAUAGGGACAUAAAAAUAUUGUUAAUGAUUAAAUAUUGCAUGUGUACUACAUGAAAUUAUGUUGUUUUCAGUGUCAGCACUGGCCUUUGUGGUUUUAUUGCCAGACAGAGACUGCCAGUUUUUAAUUACUUGUAUAAAUUGUGGUUGUUUACAUGUUCAUAAAGGUUUAAUAUGGUGUGAAAUUUAUAUACUUGCCCAUCAUAAUGCAGAAUUAAUAUAUAUAGAUAGCACAAGAGUCCAGAGAGACUUGAGUAGAGGAGGCCCACUUACAUUUGAUAAUGUGCCCUAUCCUGAUGAGCAGUGCCUUUUUUAACUAUAUAUCUGGGGGGGCAAUUGCUCCCCUAGGGAAAGAAUCCCCCCCCCAGUAAAGCCAUUUCUGCCCCCGAAGUGCGAAGCAGAAUUGCUCAUGAUUGCUGUCAGAAUUGCAGUUGAUUUACUUGAUAAUGAGAUUAUGCCCUUCCAUAGCCUCAUCCACAGCCAUCUUGUGUGUAGUUCAUAUUAUUCUUCACCGAGUAUUUCAUAAUAGCGAUAGAUUUCAUGCAAACAAUCCGAUAAAAUGCUAGCCUUUCCAAGCCUUGCGACUAUUUCCUAGCACUCUCCUCCGCAGAGGCAUGCGUUUUGGCAUGCGUUUAGCAAUAAAGGCGAAGAGACGACUUGCGCUUACGUUAUAUUACCUUGCAUCCACAGCGGAAUAUAAAACAAUAGCAACCUUAUUCGGAGUUUCCCGAUCGUUUGUGUGUGUUUGCAUUAGGGAAGUAUGCUGUGCCAUUACCAAACGACUGUCAAAGGUCAUUACAUUUCCACGCGGACAAGAUUUACGGCAAAUUAUUGAUGGGUACGAACAAAAGUGGGGGUUUCCGAUGUGCGCGGGGGCGAUUGACGGCACUCACAUCCCAAUAAUCGCACCUACUGAGAGCCAUGUAGAAUACGUCAAUAGGAAAGGCUUCCAUAGUAUAGUGAUGCAAGCUUGUGUUGAUUGUAACUACUUGUUUCGCGAUGUUGUGGUUGGUUGGCCUGGAAGCGUUCAUGACGCACGGGUUCUUUCCAAUUCUGCAAUUUACAAGCAAGGAAACGAAGGCAAACUGUUCCCCACAGACCUCACAAAAGAAAUAAACGGAGAAGAAAUACCCCCAGUCAUAAUAGGAGAUCCCGCGUAUCCAUUGUUGCCUUGGCUCUUGAAAGGGUUUCCUAUGAAAGGUGUUUUAACUAGAAAACAAAGAGUAUUUAACUAUCGCUUAAGCCGUUCCCGAAUGACGGUUGAGAACACAUUUGGCAAGUGGAAAGGCCGCUUUAUUAGAUUUAUCAAGCGUGUUGAUAUGGAGGUAAAAAACUUGGUUAUUAUUGUCUUAGCGUCGUGCAUUUUACAUAACAUUUGUAAAGUGCAAAAUAACAACUUUCUGCCACAGUGGGAAGAAAAUGUUAACCUGCAAGAACUUGCAGUGCCAACCGAUGACGUAGUAGAAGAAGAUGGAGAAGACAUUCGAGAAAUAUUAGCUGAGUUUUUUAUGUCAGGAUAAAAGAUUCCAAACCUUUUAUAUCGCGAUCAAAACAUGAUUAGUAAAGUUACACUGUAAAAUGCAUCAUACCAUUCAUGUUGUUGUAAAUUCAUGUUAUAUUUAAGUUUAACAAUGUUUAAAUGAAACAUGCACUUCCACAGUUAUAUGAGGUUGGGUUGCAGGGGACAUAGGCGUACGGGCAGGAAAAAGUUAGGGGGGCGGAAUGAAAUUUACCCGACUUUUCCGCAUUUUGCCCGACUUACUGCUACAAAUUUUCGUCGAACUUCCCCCCCCCCCCCGUACUCCUAUGGCAGGGGAGGGCAGUUGUUCCUCUUAAUCUUCAAGUUUGGGCAAAUAAAUGAAAAGUAAUGUUGUUGAAAAACGUAAGAUCCAAGAGUAAUCACAUGCCAGCCUUCCCCUGACGUAUGGUGUACACAUGCACUUAUGACUUAUGAGACUUUUGGUAUAAACAAUUAAUAUCAAUACAUUAUGUAUUGUUCAACAUACUUUAGUUAAAUACAAUUUCUAACCCUUUUAACCCAACAGACAUAUUGUAAAUGUCUGUAAUAUAAAUUGCAUUACAUUUCCAAUACUGCAGGUAAAGUUGUAAUGACUUUAGGAACAUAACUCAAAAGCAUCAAGUCAUUAUUAGUAUAAAGUAAAUCUAUACUUUCAAAAACAAGAAAGAAUCUUUUAUAACUUGAAAUAUGUUUUUUCUUCAUCAUCAUUGUGAUUAAUGUAGCUGCAGCCUGGAGUUUCACUACUGUUACAGCCAUUUCCAAAGACCUGUUGUUGAACUGUAGCAUAUGGUUGGGCAUACAUUAUAGAUGUACUACCUAUUGGCUGAGUGUUUUGAGUGGUUUGGUUUUCCAACAACAAACGAAACUAAACAUCUUCAACUCAUGCUCUCUUUCCUGUUUUCUUCUUUCAUUCUCAAGAUGCAUUUGCUCCAUUUGAAAUUUGUGCUCUUUUUCUAAUUGAAACUCUUCAAGCUUUUUAUAUCUACAGUACAAGAUAAAUUUUUAAUGUCUCAUUACUCAUUCAUGUUUGUAAAAGAUUUGUAGUUAAAACUGAAGAUACAUCUGUAGGGUAGAUUCAGUAUCACGUACCUCUCUGAAUCAGUGAAACAUUGAAGCAUUAUCCUAUGUCAAUUAUGCCUAGCAAUAUCUAGUAAAUAUGCAUAACAUUUAGUAUAUCUAAAAGGUGAAUAUACCUUUCAAAAUCAUCCUUUGUCACUGACUUGAAUUGUUCCAGUGCAGCAUCAAUGUUUUUUUCUACAGCACUCUUUCUUUUUUUCCUUUGUAUCUUUCCUAUGUCAGGCUGUGGGCAACCUGCAGACUGUUUCUUGCCAUCAGCUUUUUGCUUAGCAUCACCUUUUUUGGUCAGAUUCAGCCUUUUGUUCAGCUUCAGGCAGUUUCUUAGUUUGAGAGUGUUGCUUGGCUUCAGGCUGCUGGCUAGUUUUAGACUGUUGGUUCACUUCUCUCUCAACUAAAAAAAGUUGCAAGUGGCCAAAGAUAACAAUUAUGCUUUAAAUCAAUUUUGUAAAUAAAUAUUUCUUAGCAAGAGCACAAAUUUUGUUAUUUUGUAACCCCUGUCAAAGGUAAUGUCACAAAAUGCAAUGGACUUAAUGCUAUGAUGGUAAUUAAAUGACAGAAAUUAUUCCUUACUACUAGUAUUGUCAACGUCACUUGAAAUGUCACAGUUUGGACAGGAAAAUGUUUCUUCUUCACAAUAGACCAUCAAAGAGCCACCUUCUGUGGUAUGGACUCCAUCAGAGUAAAUGAUUUUUUCAAAAGCACAUGUCUGACAUUUUCUGACAGAAUGUUCACCUUCACCAUACUUACUGACAAGACCUUCAGGAGUAUAUAAAAAAAACUUUUUAAGGACAAGAUUAUGGUGUCAUUUCACAGGAUAUUUUUAUACAUUACAGAAUUUAAAAUGUGUAAUUGCAAUGUUCUAGUAAAAAUAUAGUCAUAAUAUGAAAAUAUUACUAGAAAUACAUGCAUGCAAUAACCCCUCGCCUGUUUUCAAAAGAUGUAUACUCAGUGCCGUUGCGAGCACUUCGUCUGAGGGGGUGUGUGAGGUUAGAUAGGGGGAGGGGGUGGUUACCAAAAUGUUUCCAGAUGUACAAAAAAUUUUCAGGACAUAUAAUAAUUUUUCCGAAAAUACAGUUGUUUUCCAAAUUCUCUUUCUCAUGUCCUGAGAAUUACCUGAAUUCCCCUGAAAAUCUUCUGCAAAUCUACUUAAAUUUACCUAAAAGUGCACUGGAAAUCUACCUGAAAUUCCUCAUGAGCAAUUAUCAGGGGUGUUGCACCCCCCCUCCCCCAGUGAGUUCCAAGCAAACACUCUCUGAUUUAUUGUUCCUGUAUUUCACCUCCCAAAAUAUUGUGCAUCAUACUAUAGAGCAUUUUGCUGUUGUCAUGCUCUAGCAUGGUUCAAAUUUAUGAAUUUUUAUUAUAUAAAGUAUAGUGUUUUACAGAGUUUUCGAGCACUGACAAAAAUGAUAAUCUCAGAUGUGAAAUUAUUCAUGAUAAUCUCACAUGUAAAAAUUUAUCGCCUUUUCAAUUAUUGCUUUUCUGUAAACAUUAUCGCUUUUCAUUUAAGACUGUCCUUUAUAUAAUAAACAGAAAAAUACAUGGGUGGUUGGAAAUACCAGAUUUAUUUUUCGUGUUGAACAUGACAUCUCACUUGUUCGCUGCGCUCACUUGUUCGCUGCACACUCAUGUUCAACACUCGAAAUAAAUCUGGUAUUUUGUGCACCCAUGUAUUAUUCUCUAUUUAAACUACAACUUGACUGGUUUAAAUUAUUAUCAAGUUAUCAGUGAUUGUAAAAGUUGCAGAUAGAAGUGUUUUGUUUUAUAUUAUUAUCAAGUUAUCAGUGAUCGCAAAACCUCCAAAUCCUUAAUUUCAAAUGUUAGAAUGUUAGGGUUUGUAAUCCAAGUGAGAAUAUAUACAUUUUAAGACCUAACCAGGAACGACUGCGAAAAAUGCAGCACAAGGUCCUUUGGUAGGAAUUGAACCUACAGCCCUGCGAUUCCGGUGCAGCGCUCUAACCAACUGAGCAUGAGCUACAGAGGCCAGCUGUUGAGCUUUAACGUAAGUUCAUGUAUAUUUAGGUAAUGGGGUGUGUGGGUUAUGAUAAGGUGGACUUCAAUAAUUUGGAUUCUUGCACUUCACUUGGUGGAUUAAUAUUAGAAUGUUAGGGUUUGUAAUCCAAGUGAGAAUAUAUACAUUUUAAGACCUAACCAGGAACGACUGCGAAAAAUGCAGCACAAGGUCCUCUGGUAGGAAUUGAACCUAUGGCCCUGCGAUUCCGGUGCAGCGCUCUAACCAACUGAGCUACAAAGGCCAGCUGUUGAGCUUUAACCGUAAGUUCAUGUAUAUUUAGGUAAUCGGGUGUGCGGGUUGUGAUAAGGUGGACUUCAAUAAUUUGGAUUCUUCAGGGGCGGAUCUAGGAUUGUUCGUACCUCAGUCAAAAAUUUUUGGCGGACGGGGCGUUGUCGGCGCUGGGCGUGGUCUCGACUGGGCGUGAAACACGUAUUUAUAUUAAAUUUAAAUUGAUAAACUCAAACGAACAUUUGAUUCUUAUCCAUUGUAAGAAAAACUACAAAUGCACAAAGAUAUAUUGAUCCUAUUUCAAUACAAAAUUUUAUGGAUAUGUUACUACGAUAUAAUACGUUUAAAACUCAGCAGCAAUUUAACAUGUUUGCCUGUGGAUUAAGAAUCGUCGUCAUAUUGGUACUAUAUGCUUAUAAGUGUAUCAUUGUAAAACUUGUAAAAUCAUAUGGCAGCAAAUGCAUUAAGGAAAUGUACUGUUCUGUUACCAAAAACACAGAACUAUACAAAUAAUUGCCAGUAGCCUCAAAUCCAAAAAAAAACAACCAAAUAUUCAUUAACUAAGUCAAACACUAGUACAUUAACAAGAUAUAAAGAUGUUAGGUCAAAUAUUAGUAAACUAGUAACAUCAGAAUGGCUACUAGUCAAUGAGCUUUUCAAGCUAGCUUGUGAAAUAUUUCACAUCAUCAUGUUACACCAGACCAAUGCGGUCGUCUAUUAAAACAAGCCAUGUCGAUAGGCUAUGGACAAACAAUAUUCUAUAAGGCCGACAUGUUGUGUGAUCGAUGCAUAAAUAUAAAGAAAUCUUAAAUAAAACUUCACUAUAAACAUGAGAAACAACAAAUGCUUACAUUGUGGACACUGAAUAUAACAUAUUUUAGCUUCUUGACGCGAGAAUUAUGCUAAUACAGCAUAGCGAAUAUUAAAAUAUCAUAUGUCAAACAAUCAUUAAUUAACAACACCGAUAGCUUUGGUACUCCGGUUUAAUAUAAACUAAAGAUACAUCACUAUAAAACCAUAAAUUUCUCUACCUUAUUGCAGUGCAAGCUUUGUCUUUCUUAUCUCGAACAUACUUCGGAAUGUAGCUCUCUUCGCCAAAAUUUCGAGCGAGGCUUCUGCUUGUGUUGUUGAUGGCGCUCAGUAGCUAGUCAGCAGAAUUCGUCCGUGAAGCAUCGAUAUCCUUCUCAAGUUCCGUAUACAAACGUUUUAGAGAUUCCAAAUAGUUUGCCGCAAUCGCAAACUGAACAUUGUCGAAAAUGUUUCCAGAUAUCGCUGGUAGAGAUCGCUCGUAAAAAUAGUAAAAUUUCGCACAUGCCAGACGUUCGAAAUAGUAAACACUCAUGAACACCAAAAGCCGUGUUGACGAAUACAACACGCUGCGAAUCCGUCGAAAAUAUAAGCCAAUGACAGUGCAGAAUUUUUUUAAAUGGUUCAAUCAGAAGGCUCAUACAGAGCCCCUGAAUCUGCAAAUCCGCCAGGCCUCCCCACAGAUCCGUCGCAAAUGGCCGUAACCAUGGAAAUGAGCGUGUCAGCCAAUCAGAUAGCCGGAUUCAACCCCCGAAUCCGUCAACAUUCAUGCGUAAGACCGCUGUUCGUGACUGAAUAAUAUUACUUUGCCGAAGCUCUGCCGCAGCAUGAAACGUAUAACUGGACUACGAUUUAAAAUUUUAAUAACUCGAUCUACUGGCCGCCACAGAUAGCUGGAGUCGAAUAUUUUUUAAUUAAGCAUGCGAAAGGCUGAUUUUUUAGAAUAAAAUGAAUAGUUAAACGGCUUAAACUAAACCAAAUUGUCUGAAAUUUUGUACAGUAAUUAAAAACCGAACAAAAUUUCCAUCUAUUAACUCAAAAUAUGAUUAAAACUUUUAAAUUUUGUGCGCGAGCCAUUUUUGGUUUGUUGGAAAAGACACCCCCCCCCCUGGUUCACCAAAUUUGAGUUUGAGAAUUUUUUUCAUUAUUCUACAUUAUAAGUACCCAAAGAAGCUAUAUAUAUAAGAAAGGGAUACAAAUAGGUGUUUUGCGAAAUUGAGAGCGAUUUCAAAUCUGUUCAAAAUAUUAUUUACACUGCAAACAAAAUAAAUUAAUAAAAAUAUGUUUAGUCCAUAAAAAGUAUCUUUGGUCCAUAUCAUUAAUAGUAAUCUAUAAUAGUAAUAAUCAGUAAUCGUACGUGAUAUAUGUUUUAACAAAGAAAAGAUAAUAAUAAUAAUAAUAAUAAUAAUAAUAAUAAUAAUAAUAAUAAUAAUAAUAAUAAUGGAAACGUUAUUUAUUGAUUAUUAAGAUAUAUAAUUACAAAGAUAAACCUCACUUUACAGGUAGCUCAUCAAUGUCUACUUGAAUUGAUACUAGUCCAAUAUAUUUAUUAUACAAUAAUUAUUUUAAGGCGGAUUAUAUUGACAUUAGUUUUCGGUCAUCCCACACACCUUGUUUCGUUUACAGAAUAUAUAAUAUGAUGUUCGUAUGCACAUGUUCACGAUUUUCAUUUUUAUGUAUUUACAAAAUUUGGCAUCACAUUUAAGGCCUCUUAGCAUGCCAUCGAAAUUUUCAGAAGAUCGGUCAAAAACUCCGAGGGUACUCAGGGAUAAAUUGACGAACUUGACUUUAUUAUAAUCUGCUUUCUGCUCAUUAAUUAGAUCGCGGUACUUUUGACGGUUUCAUUGCACACCUCGCUCAACCAAUCGGCAGUAAUAUCCCGAAUCUCAUUGUGACGAAUAAUUGUCAUACCACCAUGUGGACAGAUCAUGGCAUGAUCUGUUGAGAGAUUUACUCCGCACAGACAAUGUUGCGCAACAUUUUUCAACUGCCAAUUAUAUCUUAGGCAUAAAGCGUCCCGAAGUUCACUUUUGUUCAAAUUAAAACCAUGUUCUUUUAAUGGAAGAACGGUAAGCCAAGAUGAAGCGCCUUUUUCGUUUAACAAAUCCAUUGUCCGUUGUUUUGUAGCAGGUAAACUUUCUCUAAUAAUUUUGGCCUUGUUUGCAUGAUGAUUUGCUUUCUGUUGACGUAGCUUCGCUUUAAUUUCACACAAAUCUGGUUUUCUGUACGAAUCCGAUUGCUCGAUUAUCGUUUUCUUCAAAGGCUCAGUGAUCUUUCUAGAUGCAUUAAGUUGCAGACUAACUUCUUCGACUGGAUUUAUGAUAUUCAGACCUCCAUAUCUUGUUGGCAGCGACAGCAACUUUCUUUCUUCAAUGGAACAAUGACUUCUGCACGUAAGUCCUGGAAUAAAUUUCUCGGUUAUGAUAUCUUCAAUUGGUUGGAAAAACUGUCCAAUAUUAUCCACUGUCCGCAUGAUAAACUGCCACUUUCCCUUUAUAGAAUGAAUAAAGGCUGCGUAUGCUGCAUGAGAAUAUAUUUCUGCUAUCUUAACCAACGCUUCUAUUUCCUCUUUCCACAUCUCUACUUUAGCUGCAACAUAUUCAUGAAGAAAACUGGGUGUACCGACUGCUGCGCCGAGAAGCUGUUCAGGGGUGCAAGAGUAUUCAGAUUUUAACCGUGUCUCAAUCUCACGCUAUUCUAUCAAGUUGCUAACAAUUUUAAAAAGUAGCGAAUAGCGAUUCGCUGUUUGAAAAGUAGUCAACUACUUGGCUACUUAAUUUUAGGCAAAAUAUAGUUCGCUAUAACUACAACUACUGUUUUUGAAAAAGUAGUCAAAAACUACUGGCUACUUGAAAAUUAUAGUUUGCUACAGUAGCGAACUACAACUACUUCGCUACAACCCACCCUUGGAAAGAAGGCCACGUUUAUCAGCGGGAGAAAUCAAACGGACGCCUUGAUGAACCUUCCCUUGCAACAUAGGACGACUAAACCCACGCGUAAUCUUCUCAUAUUCAAACGGCAUAUUCGUUUGAGAAAUUAAAUGACUUUGAAUACAUUUCCCUUGAUUAACAAGUGCUUUUAUAUCGCCUUUUAGCCAUUGUUUCAACCGUCUUUCUAAAUAGUAGACAUGAUCUUUUGUCUUACUUUUAACAAAAGGCUUUUGUAAUGAUAACGAUUGCAUGACCGAGCACGCUUUCAAGGCAAUACAUUCUAGCGGGCUAGUAUCAGCAAAGGCUUGAUAAAUUCUUGCUAAUUCUUGUAUAAAUGACUUUCCAACUCUGCCCGAUGGCACUAGAAAGACAUUACGUCUCCAAUGAACAAUUUCUUCGUAUGCAUCAUUUACCAUAUCGCAAAAGUCGGUUCCACAUGGGAAUGGGAAUUUCAGGGAAUUUCGUUCCACAUGAAAAUCUGCUCAUCCUCGCGCACAUAAUUAGCUCCCUCGUUCUGUGCCAUGUCAUUAUUUUCACUGAUGUGUAUGGCUUCAUUGAUUUUUAUAGUGUUUUAUAAUCUAUUGGGAGUUUCCGAUCGGUCUAAUUGGCUUCUUUCAAUGCAAAUUUCUGCUGUGUUACAUAUCUCGUCAACAACAACUGGGUGUAAACGUUCAACGUUUUCUUGAACAACAUCGAUUUGUUAUUGGUUUAACUCAUUAUUCGUUUUAGUUCUGCUAGCAUCACCAGGUCGUUGUUUCAUCUCAUAACGAACCACCGUAUCUCGCAAAUUCUGAGCCGUUAGACCGGGCGAGAAGUACCCUUUCUCGUCCCAUAGUUGUUUCAUAAUUUCAUAUAUCCGUAUCGCUCUGCAAUGGAUGUUUCGUUAAGUCUACUAGUCUCCACUGCUCUUGUACGACAUUUGAAAAGAUCAUUUAUCAUCAGCUCCGUCCAUUUUAUUCUCGAGUACUUCGUCUUUCUCUUUGGAGGCAUUUUUAUCUUGCAACAUAUACGUAAAAAAUCGCCCGCCCAAAGAUAGGUCUUACCCGUACGAUAUCUUAAUAAUAAAUCAAUAAUAAUAAUAAGAAGAAGAAUAUGAACAAGAAGAAGAAGUAGAACAAGAAGAAGAAAAGGAAGAAGAAGAAGAAGAAAAAGAAGAAGAAGAAGAAGAA
This is a messenger RNA of Paramuricea clavata, 11932 nucleotides long. NCBI's taxonomy places the organism in Eukaryota, Metazoa, Cnidaria, Anthozoa, Malacalcyonacea, Plexauridae. The record is from the annotation of a GenBank genome assembly.